AAGGCCAAAGCCUCCCUUUCGUCCCCUCCCGGCGCGGCCGGCGACGAUGGGCACCAUGAGCGCCAUCAUGCGGUCCAUCUUGGCCUGCGUCCCCCCGGCGCAAUCCUCCACCUCCGACGGCUCCCUCUCCGCCGACUUCUCCGCCACCUCCCCUUGCGGCGGCGGCGAGGACCGCAUCAGCCGCCUCCCCGACGUGCUGCUCUCCGACAUCGUCUCCCGCCUCCCCGUCAAGGACGCAGCGCGCACCGCCGCGAUCUCCCCGCGCUGGCGCAGCCUACGGGCAUCCACGCCUCUCGUCCUCGACGACAGCGACAUCCUCCCCUGCAGCGACGAUGAUGAUGACGACGACGACGACUACUGCUUCGCGCUCACCGACUGGCACGCCCUCACCGACACCGUCUCCCGCAUCCUCGCCGGUCACCAAGGACCCUUCCGCUGCGUCCGCCUCACCGCGGUCUGCAACUACGCGGCCGCCCGCGACGGCAGCGCGCUCGUCCGCUGGCUUCGCCUCUUCGCCGCCAAGGGAGUCCAGGAUCUCGUCCUCGUCAACUUCCCCAACUGGCCCUUCAAAAACAACCUCCCCGCCGAGAUCCUCAGCGUCGCCUCCCUCCGCCGCCUGUACCUCGGCCUCUGGAAUAAGUUCCCGGACACAGAGGACCUUCCCCGCGGCGCCCACGUCUUCCCGCACCUUGUCGAGCUUGGCUUCUGUCGCACCGACAUCAAGGCCAAGGACCUUGACCGCCUACUCCAGUGCAGCCCCGUGCUGGAGAAGCUCGCGCUCGUCUCCUGCUACGACACCCCGCGCGACGUCCGGGUCCGCAGCCGCAGCCUCCGUUGUGUGCUCUUCUGGAUGUCCAUCGCGGACGCGCUCGCCGUGGUCGUCGCCCCGCGUCUCGAGCGCCUCAUCCUGUGGAACGAGUGCCCUGGUGCCGGGCUCGAGAAGAACUUCCGCAUCAGGGUCAAGAUUGGCCACGCACCGAAGCUGAAGGUGCUCGGCUACUUGGAGCCAUGCAUCCAUGUGCUGGAGAUCGCCAACACCGUCAUCGAGUCUGGGACAAAGCCCAGCCCCCUCACCACCGCUCCAAGUGUCGAGAUCCUGGCAUUGAGGGUGCGAUUUGGAGUACGCAAGGAGGCCAAGAUGCUACCGACCUUCCUGAGAUGCUUUCCCAAUGUCGAGACAUUGCAUGUCAUGUCUACUGAACCUGAUGAGCCCACUGGCAAGCUCAACUUCAAGUUCUGGCAGGAUGUUGGGCCCAUCGAAUGCCUGCAGUCGCACAUCAAGAAGGUGGUGUUCAAGAACUUCCGAGGAAACCGCAGCGAACUCGCAUUCCUCAGGUUCGUCGUUGAGAGAGCACGGCAUCUGCUGAAUAUGGUGGUUGUGUUGGCUGAUGGAGAUCCUUCUUCUGAGGGCAGGCUGGUGGCCAAGCUGAAACCUUUGGCUUGCAGCACCAAGCGGGCCAACAGAGACCCAAAAUUCACAAUCUUGGUGCGCAACGGGGGCAGCUCUUGGAGCUUCCGCAUAGCGUCUGAUCUCUCCCUGAGUGACCCUUUCGAUUGCUGAGGCUGAUCCAGGUGCUAGCCAUAGCUGAUACCCAAUCGUGAUACAUCAUUUCCAUCUCUUUUGCUAAACUAGUCAAGUACUUCGAUUGUCUGAGUACCAUAUAUCCGUAAGCAAGGCACUUAUCUAGAUUAUUGAUUCUGGGCUUAUACAUGUUUUUCUGGUUCGCGGAAAAGAGAACACAGUAUUGAAUAAUGCAGUUUAUCAGAGAAUUAGAGAUAUCGUGCACGCAA
Molecule: messenger RNA, 1791 nt
Organism: Brachypodium distachyon (stiff brome)
Lineage: Eukaryota; Viridiplantae; Streptophyta; Magnoliopsida; Poales; Poaceae
Product: F-box/FBD/LRR-repeat protein At1g51370
Exons: 3
Coding region: 47-1561 (504 amino acids)
Molecular function (GO): protein binding
Source: RefSeq, a predicted model, not a curated record